AUGCCCUGCCGCAAAGCCAUCUCCUCCAUGUCGCUCGGCCGAGCCUGGGUCCACGAGCUGCCCAAUAAACUCGACCAGGCCGCCCUCCACGGCUUCCGGGGCCUGGAGCUCUUCCACGAAGAUCUCGAAUACCUGGCGGCCGCCAUGCCCGGCGGCGCCACGCCCGACAACCAGCUCCUUGCCGCCACGCAAAUCCACGAUCUUUGCUCCGCCCGCGGCAUCACCGUCCUCUGCCUGCAGCCCUUCAUGCACUACGAAGGGCUGCGCGACCGCAUCGAGCACGCGAUGCGGAUCGAGAAGAUGCGCCUCUGGCUCGCGCUCGCGAAGCGCCUGCACACGACCGUCGUCGCCAUCCCCUCCUCCUUCCUGCCGCGCGACCAGGUGUCUGGCGACAUGGACCUGAUCGUGAGCGACCUGCGCGAAGUCGCCGACAUGGGUGCCCGGGAAAACCCCCCCGUGACCUUCGCCUACGAGGCCCUGGCCUGGGGCACCCACGUCGACACCUGGGAGGAGAGCUGGGAGGUCGUCCAGCGCGUCGACCGCCCGAAUUUCGGCCUCUGUCUCGACAGCUUCAACAUCGCGGGGCGCAUAUACGCGGAUCCCGCGGCCGAAGGAGGCGUUGCGGCCGAUGCCGAGGCGGCGGUGAAGGAGUCGGUCGCGAGGCUGUUGCGGGAUGUUGACCCGAAGAAGGUCGUGUAUGUGCAGGUUGUGGAUGCGGAGAGGCUCGACAAGCCGCUGCUAGCGGGGCAUGAUUUUUACAAUGCGGAGCAGCCGGCGAGGAUGAGCUGGAGCCGCAACUGUCGGUUGUUUUAUCGCGAGGAGGCACAUGGGGCGUAUUUGCCGGUGCGGGAUAUUUGCGAUGCCAUCUUCAACGGGUUGGGGAUUGAGGGCUGGGUCAGCAUGGAGCUGUUUAACCGUUGCAUGGCUGAUGAGCACCCGGAGACGCCGGCGAGGCUGGCCAAGCGGGCGGCCGAAUCCUGGACAAGAUUGGUGGAGGACUUGAAUUUGGUGGACGGUGACCUGCCUCAGUCGUCGCAAGAUGUUGAGCCAGAACAGGAACGGGCCAAUUUGUAG
Molecule: messenger RNA, 1074 nt
Organism: Diplodia corticola
Lineage: Eukaryota; Fungi; Ascomycota; Dothideomycetes; Botryosphaeriales; Botryosphaeriaceae
Product: 3-dehydroshikimate dehydratase
Exons: 1
Coding region: 1-1074 (357 amino acids)
Source: RefSeq, a predicted model, not a curated record